GCCAGGCUGGGGAUCUCCUUGGUGACGUCACGUUGACGCGGCUCUCCCUGGUUUCCAUGCUGCACAGGUGACGGCGGCCGCCAUAUUGGCGGAGCCUGUGGCUGCGGCGAACGGAAACAGGCGGAUCCGGAGGGGGAUUCUCACCUCUCCGCUCCCCCUUUAGGAGCUGGCGGGGGGUGCGUGGACCGAACCGCCCGGGAGGGGGAUGCCGCAGCGGCUCAGUUAUCUGGAGGAUCCGGGGAUGAACAUGGAGGUGUACGGGACCGGCGGGAGUGAGGUAAAUGGUAUGAAGAUGGUGGACGAGCCGAUGGAUGACGAGGACUCCCUCCUCCCUUAUGUGAGUGUAGCCACUGACCUUAUGUUACUGGAGGACGAAGGAAACGUCGAAGAGAUUCCCAUCACCCACCAUGUGAAGGAGGGCUGCGAGAAAGCCGACCCCGCGCAGUUCGAGCUGCUGAAGGUUCUGGGACAGGGAUCCUUUGGAAAAGUUUUCCUUGUGCGAAAAACUGUGGGGCCGGACGCCGAACAACUGUACGCCAUGAAAGUGUUAAAGAAGGCGUCUCUGAAAGUGAGGGACCGAGUCCGCACUAAGAUGGAGCGAGACAUCCUGGUGGAGGUGAACCAUCCGUUUAUUGUCAAGUUGCACUAUGCCUUUCAGACCGAAGGGAAAUUAUACCUAAUCCUGGAUUUUCUCAGGGGAGGCGACGUCUUCACGCGGCUAUCCAAAGAGGUUAUGUUUACAGAGGAAGAUGUGAAGUUCUACUUGGCAGAGCUGGCCCUGGCGCUGGACCAUCUGCACAGCCUGGGCAUCGUCUACAGGGACCUAAAGCCAGAAAACAUUUUGCUUGAUGAAGCAGGACAUAUCAAGUUAACAGAUUUUGGGCUCAGCAAAGAGUCAGUGGACCAUGAAAAAAAGGCGUAUUCCUUCUGCGGUACUGUGGAGUACAUGGCCCCGGAAGUGGUCAACAGGCGGGGCCACACGCAGAGCGCGGACUGGUGGUCCUUCGGCGUCCUCAUGUUUGAGAUGCUGACGGGCACGCUGCCGUUUCAAGGGAAAGACCGGAAUGAAACCAUGAACAUGAUACUAAAAUCGAAGCUCGGGAUGCCGCAGUUUUUAAGUUCAGAAGCUCAAAGUCUCCUCCGAAUGUUGUUCAAGCGGAAUCCUGUAAACCGAUUGGGGGCCGGCCUGGACCGGGUGGAAGAAAUCAAACGGCAUCCGUUUUUUGCUACCAUUGACUGGAAUAAGCUGUACAGACAAGAGAUUCAGCCGCCAUUCAAACCGGCGUCCGGCAAACCUGAGGACACCUUCUGCUUUGAUCCAGAGUUUACAGCGAAAACACCAAAAGAUUCUCCGGGGGUCCCGCCCAGCGCCAAUGCUCACCAGCUCUUCAAAGGCUUCAGCUUCGUGGCCCCUUCUUCCAUUGAGGAGCAUAAAAUCUCUUCUGUUACGAACGUCCUGCCGAUCGUACAGCAAUUUCAUGGAGGCCGGGUGCAGUUCACUGACAUCUACGACCUGAAGGAAGACAUCGGCGUCGGCUCCUACUCCAUCUGCAAGAGGUGCAUCCACAGGGCCACAAACAUGGAGUACGCCGUCAAGAUCAUAGACAAAAGUAAGCGGGAUCCAUCAGAAGAGAUUGAGAUCCUGAUGCGAUACGGGCAGCAUCCGAACAUCAUCACCCUGAAGGACGUGUACGAUGACAACGGCCGCUACGUUUACCUUGUUACGGAGCUGAUGAAAGGGGGAGAACUGCUGGACCGCAUCCUGAGGCAGAAGUUCUUCUCGGAGCGGGAGGCCGGCGCCGUCCUGUACACCAUCACUAAGACCGUGGACUACCUGCACUGCCAAGGUGUGGUUCACCGGGACCUGAAGCCGAGUAACAUCCUGUACAUGGACGACUCCAGUAACGCUGACUCCAUCAGGAUAUGUGACUUCGGGUUUGCUAAGCAGCUGCGGGGCGACAACGGCCUCCUCCUGACGCCAUGUUACACCGCCAACUUUGUGGCCCCUGAGGUUCUGAUGAGGCAGGGCUAUGACGCGGCCUGUGACAUCUGGAGCCUCGGCGUCCUCCUCUACACCAUGCUGGCGGGGUACACGCCCUUCGCCAAUGGCCCAAACGACACUCCAGACGAAAUCUUACUGCGAAUAGGAAGCGGCAACUUCUCGCUGAGCGGAGGGAACUGGGACACGGUGUCCGAUGCUGCAAAAGAGCUGCUGUCGCACAUGCUCCAUGUCGAUCCGCACCAGCGCUACACCGCCGAGAAGGUGCUAAAGCAUUCCUGGAUCGCCUGCCGAGACCAGCUCCCCCACUACCAGCUCCACAGACAGGACGCCCCCCACCUCGUCAAGGGAGCCAUGGCCGCCACAUACUCUGCGCUCAAUCACAAGACUUUUCAGCCAGUCCUGGAGCCCGUCGCAGCCUCGAACCUCGCCCAGAGACGGAGCAUGAAAAAGCGAACAUCCACGGACUUGUAGAGCGAAGCCCCG
This is a messenger RNA of Bufo gargarizans (Asiatic toad), 2485 nucleotides long. RefSeq names its product ribosomal protein S6 kinase A6 (gene RPS6KA6). The transcript is spliced from 22 exons. The record is from RefSeq and is a predicted model, not a curated record. Gene Ontology annotation, biological process: protein phosphorylation. Lineage: Eukaryota; Metazoa; Chordata; Amphibia; Anura; Bufonidae. Gene Ontology annotation, molecular function: ATP binding; ribosomal protein S6 kinase activity; magnesium ion binding. The coding region runs from base 206 to 2473 and encodes 755 amino acids.